AUGCCACCGCAAAAGAAACAACGUGAAAAGGAAGCCGCCAGCAAAGACAAGGAUGCCUUAAAUGCCACAGCAAAUCAUAACAAUAAUAAUUUGGCCACUCAGGCAAAUAACAAUCAUAAUCAGCAGAAUAUAAUGAUGAAUGGAAAUGGUGGUGGCGUAGUGGCUGAAGCUGCCGCCUUGGCCACCACAACAAACACAGACCAACACAACAAAAUCAAUGGCCAUCAACAGGAGCAGGAACUCUUUUUACAGGCCUUUGAAAAACCCACUCAAAUAUAUCGUUUUCUACGUAAUCGUCAUGGUACCAGUCCAAUAUUUCUUCAACGCACCCUUAGCUAUAUGAAGGAGCGUAUGUCACGCAAUCACAAAAAACGUAACAAUUUCAAAAUCAACAACAUGUUGGAUGCCGUAACGCAAAAGGGUCAAACUCUAACCAAUAAUUAUUUGAAUAUCAUUUAUUUUGGUCUAUUCGAAAAGGCUACAAAUGUUGAACAUAGCUGGCAGCCAGGUGAUAUUAUAACAGUGGAAUCGACCCUCUAUAAAAUAACCAAAAGUAAACGUAAGGAUAGUACAUCGGAUUUUCAGGAAGUGUUGUCCUACUCCUCAACCGUGGUAUAUAAUCCACAUGACAAUUUAGAUCAAAUGACUGCCAUAUCUAUACCAGCACAAUCCAUCCAAUCUCUGGGCGAUCAACAUACAAUCUAUAAGCUAUUGUUUCGUAUUAAAGUCACACCAAAUAGCAGUAAUGAAAAUACGGUAAAUGAUCAAACCCCCACCAAACGUUCUAAAAUGUCAACCAAACUUUAUGGCUGUGAGGUAAUUGUGUAUGAGAAAAAUAUCGGCUGUAUACCAGAGGGUGAUUAUGAUGCGGCCCUGCAGGAACUCAAUUCAUCGAUUAUCAAAUCAUUUUCACCAAAGAAACGUAGCUGGGAAACACUACCCGACAAUUACAUUCCAAUAUCAAUGAAAUUUGAUGUCUUUGCCCAGUAUCCAACAUUGAAAUUUCGUCUAACAUGGUCCGCCAAUGAAUUGCCCAAAGAAAUCGCUGCCCAAGAUAUGGAGAAAUAUGCCAGGUUUUCGGAAAUCUCAAAUGAUGAGGAGGACGAAGAGGAGGAGCAAGAACAUAAUAACAACAACAAUUGUCUCAAAGCUGGUUCUGGUAAAACACGUUCCCAGCUAUCGGCUGUUGCGGCGGCUGCAGCUGCUGCUGCAUCCAGUAAAAAACCCCUGGCCAAAACAGAAAAAAUACAAAUUGUCUAUAAUUUUCUAUACAGCAACAAUACACGACAACAAACCGAAUAUACCCAAGAGGUCAUAUGUCCCUGGUGUGGCCUCGAUUGUAUGCGUCUCUAUUCCCUGCUCAAGCAUUUAAAGCUAUGCCAUGCCAGAUUUAAUUUCACCUAUCAGCCGGCAGCUGGUAAUGGUGCUCGCAUUGAUGUUACCAUCAAUGAUUCGUAUGAUGGUUCGUAUGCGGGAUCGCCAUAUGAUUUGGCUGGACCGUCGGGUUGUUCGUUUGCUCGUACAUGUGGCCCCGUCAGACGUACCUCGGUCACCAAUCUUUUGGUGUGUCGUCCGCGGCGUCAAAAGACAUGUUUGGAUGAGUUUUUGGAAUUGGAUGAGGAUGAUUUGUCCAAUCAAAGGCCCUAUGUUACGGGGCACAAUCGUCUCUAUCACCACACCGAAACCUGCCUACCCGUACAUCCCAAAGAACUUGACAUCGAUUCGGAGGGUGAAAGUGACCCCUUGUGGUUACGCCAAAAAACCAUCCAAAUGAUCGAUGAAUUCACCGAUGUCAACGAGGGCGAAAAGGAACUAAUGAAACUAUGGAAUUUGCACGUGAUGAAACAUGGUUUUGUCGGCGACUGCCAGCUGCCAAUUGCCUGUGAAAUGUUCAUCGAUAGUAAUGGCUAUGAAAUCAUACGCAAGAAUAUCUAUCGUAAUUUUAUAUUGCACAUGAGUUCGCUGUACGAUUAUGGUCUAAUAUCGCCGGAAACUUUCUAUAAGAUUGUACAAAAACUUCAGGGUAUCUUGAGUAGAUAUCCCGAGGGUCAGGCCAUGAUGUCACGGCAACGAGAACAGCAAUUGAAAUAUUGGCUCGAGGUUGGCAUACACAAGCAGGAGGAACAAAAAUUGAAAUCGCCACAAAAGCCAGCAGUCAACAACACCACCAAUUUCUCUGCUGCGGCAGCGGCAUCAAAUAAAUCAAAAGGCGAAACAGCAACAAAUACCACGACUGGUGGUAGUGGUAAUAAAAAAUCAAUGCAACCGCCCGGUAAACGUUCGGGUAAUACUGCUACUGGUGGCCUUAAACGCUCCAGUACCAACCAUUCGAUGGUAAAUGGUGGUGGUAGUGACAGUAAUGCUGCCAAUGAUUCAUCGGAAAAGAACGGCAAAGGUGUUGCCAAGAAAACAGCAGCAUCUACACUUGGUGAAGAUCCUGAUAAUGACAAAACAACCGCGAAUGGUUUACGUCGUCUAUCAACAAAUGGUGUGGUGGAUAACAAGAAAUCAGAAAGCAAACAAACUGCAGCCUCAUCUACUAAAGAUUCGGAUAAUCAUAAUAGAGGACAAGGCAAUUCAAAACGAAGGCUAUCCAUGAGAGAUGUACCCCAACCGGCCACUAAACGCCAACGUAGUGACAGCAGCAGCAAUUCAACAAAUAAUAACACUGCCAGCAGCAACACUACUACCUCCAGCAGCAGCACGAGCAACACACGCCAGAAGGAUACAGCCCCCACGUCCGCUUCCUCCACCUCCUCCACAACCUCUGCAACAACAUCCAAUCUAACCUCAACCACCACCUCCAACACCACAUCCUCGGGGCAAUCAAAACGUUUAACCACAAGACGUCAAUCCUUGGCCGGUCAUCCAACGACGGAGACCUCGGCCAAGGGCCAGGAAAAAUCCACAGCAAAUGGUAAAAAUUCUACAUCAACUAGUGGUGGUGGUGGAUCCUCCUCCUCAUCAACACAUCAUACCCUGCGUACCCGUCUGUCGGUGCCUGCUAAUAAUAAAUCCGAUAAACGUUGA
Molecule: messenger RNA, 3030 nt
Organism: Musca vetustissima
Lineage: Eukaryota; Metazoa; Arthropoda; Insecta; Diptera; Muscidae
Gene: Su(z)12
Product: polycomb protein Su(z)12
Exons: 6
Coding region: 1-3030 (1009 amino acids)
Cellular component (GO): ESC/E(Z) complex; nucleus
Molecular function (GO): chromatin DNA binding
Source: RefSeq, a predicted model, not a curated record